AUGGUAGCGAAGCGCCUCUCCAAAUUCUUUCCCAAAGGUUCUGGCCUCCGUUGGAGCCAGAAGUACCAGCCCUUGGGGAGCAAAGACCUGGAAGGAGAGCCUGAAGAAGAAACGGAGUUGAAAGCAGUCAAGCAAGAGAAAGAAAUAACGGCCCUUCCUCCCAAAGAAGCUUGCAGAUGCCACAUAGAUGACUUGGAAAAAAUAUUCCAGGUGGAUUUAGAGACGGGCCUGUCUGAAUUCUCAGUGCUGCAACGCAGAGUCAAGCAUGGCUGGAAUGAAUUUGUGGUAGACAACACAGAGCCAAUCUGGAAGAAAUAUCUAGACCAGUUCAAGAACCCGCUCAUCCUUCUGCUCUUGGCCUCUGCUUUAGUCAGUAUUAUUACUAAAGAAUAUGAAGAUGCCGUCAGUAUCACCAUGGCAGUGAUCAUUGUGGUAACUGUGGCUUUCAUUCAGGAACACCGUUCUGAAAAGUCCCUGCAAGAGCUUAGCAAAUUAGUCCCACCAGAAUGCAACUGUGUGAGGGAAGGGAAGCUGCAACACCUUCUUGCCCGAGAACUCAUACCUGGAGACGUAGUAUGCCUUUCCAUGGGAGACCGGGUUCCGGCAGACAUACGACUCACAGAGGUGACAGACCUCCUAGUGGAUGAGUCCAGUUUUACAGGGGAGGCUGAACCUUGUAGCAAGAACGACUGCCUCCUAACAGAAGCCGGAGACCUGACGACCCUCAGCAACAUCGCUUUCAUGGGAACCCACGUGAGGUACGGCAAGGCAAAGGGCAUCGUCAUUGGGACGGGUAAAAACUCCCAGUUUGGAGAGGUGUUCAAAAUGAUGCAAGAGGAAGAGACCCCCAAGACUCCUCUGCAGAAAAACAUGGAUAAACUGGGAAAGCAGCUUACAUUAGUUUCCUUUGGCAUCAUUGGUUUACUCAUGCUGAUUGGUUGGCUGCAAGGAAAACCUCUUUUGAGCAUGUUCACAAUUGGAGUGAGUUUGGCAGUGGCUGCCAUCCCAGAGGGCCUGCCCAUCGUGGUCACCGUGACGCUAGUACUGGGUGUCUUGAGAAUGGCCAAGAAACGUGUCAUUGUGAAGAAGCUGCCGAUUGUUGAGACUCUUGGUUGCUGCACCGUCAUCUGCUGUGAUAAGACGGGGACUUUGACGGCCAAUGAGAUGACAGUAACUCAGCUUGUGACCUCAGAUGGGUUCAAGGCUGAGGUGAGUGGGGUUGGAUACAACGGAGAGGGAAGCGUGUAUCUUCUGCCAUCCAAAGAAGUCAUCAAAGAAUUUUCAAAUAUCUCUGUGGGAAAACUAGUGGAAGCUGGCUGUGUUGCCAAUAAUGCCAUUAUCAGAAAGACCACUGUGAUGGGUCAGCCAACCGAAGGGGCCCUGGUCGCUCUUGCUAUGAAGAUGGAACUAAGCGAUUCAAAAGAUACUUACGUAAAAAAGAAGGAGAUUCCAUUUAGCUCAGAGCAGAAGUGGAUGGCUGUCAAGUGUUCCCUGAAAAAUCAGGAGGAGGAGGUUUACUUUAUGAAGGGGGCAUUUGAAGAAGUGAUGCAGCACUGCUCCAUGUUCAACAGCGGCGGCAUCUCGCUCCCACUGACGCCACAACAGAAGGCGGUCUACGUUCAAGAGGAGAAGCACAUGGGGUCCCUGGGCCUGCGAGUUCUCGCGUUGGCUUCUGGCCCCGAGCUUGGCAGACUGACCUUUUUAGGUCUAGUAGGAAUCAUCGAUCCUCCAAGGGACGGAGUGAAAGAAGCUGUUCAGAUCCUCAUCGAGUCUGGCGUCUCCGUGAAAAUGAUAACGGGAGAUGCUCUGGAAACAGCUUGGGCUAUUGCCCGGAAGAUCGGUCUCUGCAAUGGAAAGAUGAAAGCCAUGUCUGGAGAGGAGCUGGAGAACGUCACGGAGUCAGCAUUAUCAUCCACAGUCAAAAAUGUUUCCAUCUUCUUCCGAACAAGCCCCAAACACAAACUUAAAAUCAUAAAGGCUUUGCAGAAAGCUGGUGCCGUUGUGGGAAUGACAGGAGACGGGGUGAACGACGCUGUGGCUCUAAAAUCUGCUGAUAUUGGGGUCGCAAUGGGAAGAACCGGGACAGAUGUUAGCAAAGAAGCCGCCAAUAUGAUCCUUGUGGAUGACGACUUCUCGGCUAUCAUGAAUGCAAUCGAGGAGGGAAAAGGAAUAUUUUACAACAUUAAAAAUUUUGUCCGUUUUCAGCUCAGCACGAGCAUCUCGGCACUGAGCUUAAUUACUCUGUCAACAGUCUUCAAUUUGCCAAAUCCUCUCAAUGCUAUGCAGAUCUUAUGGAUCAAUAUUAUAAUGGACGGGCCUCCGGCUCAGAGUUUGGGUGUUGAACCAGUUGACAAAGAUGCCAUCAGACAGCCUCCCAGGAGUGUCACAGAUACAAUUCUCAGCAGAUCCCUGGUUCUAAAGAUCUUGCUGUCGGCUGCCGUCAUCAUCAGCGGAACCCUCUUUGUGUUUUGGAAAGAGAUUCCUGACAGCGGCAUAACACCGAGAACCACAACGAUGACUUUCACCUGCUUUGUGUUUUUUGACCUCUUCAACGCCCUGACGUGUCGGUCCCAGACAAAACUGAUAACGGAGAUUGGCGUUCUCCGAAACCGCAUGUUCUUGUACUCAGUGCUGGGAUCCAUUUUGGGCCAGAUGGCUGUUAUUUACAUACCUCCAUUGCAGAAGAUCUUCCAGACGGAGAAUUUAGGAGUACUGGAUCUGUUGUUCCUAACCGGCUUGGCCUCCUCUGUUUUCAUCCUAUCGGAACUCGUCAAAGUGUGCGAGAGGUUUUGCUGCCGAACAAAGACAGACAAAGGACAACAAGAGCCCGUGUGA
Molecule: messenger RNA, 2835 nt
Organism: Euleptes europaea (tarantolino)
Lineage: Eukaryota; Metazoa; Chordata; Lepidosauria; Squamata; Sphaerodactylidae
Gene: ATP2C2
Product: ATPase secretory pathway Ca2+ transporting 2
Exons: 27
Coding region: 1-2835 (944 amino acids)
Biological process (GO): calcium ion transmembrane transport; intracellular calcium ion homeostasis; manganese ion transport
Cellular component (GO): Golgi membrane; endoplasmic reticulum; plasma membrane
Molecular function (GO): P-type calcium transporter activity; ATP binding; ATP hydrolysis activity
Source: RefSeq, a predicted model, not a curated record